Molecule: messenger RNA, 2512 nt
Organism: Setaria italica (foxtail millet)
Lineage: Eukaryota; Viridiplantae; Streptophyta; Magnoliopsida; Poales; Poaceae
Exons: 13
Coding region: 514-2274 (586 amino acids)
Source: RefSeq, a predicted model, not a curated record
UUAGCAGUAGAUGUAAUAAAACCAUACGAUGAAUUUUGCCUUCUUGGGUUAGUCGUGGUGCUCCUUUUGCUCUGACGUGGUGGGUUGUGUUCCUACUGAUCCUUGGCCACGAGAAACCUUUCUUUCCUGUGGGGCUGCUCCAGAUUUUUCUGGUUUCGGGUGGCUCGGUUCGGUGAAGUUUUCGUGAAGAAAUUUCCGAGAUAUGGUGAUGUUGGCCUGGGUCGUAACGCUUUGUCACCUACUGGCUACUGCCUACGUGUAGAUAGAUAUGCACGCAAGCCUUCAUUAGCCUUUAGCUACAGCUUCCGGUCCUUUUCACAGAUUCUCCUUAUGGAACAUAGAUCCACACAGCCUGAUGAAACGUGAACGCAUGCAACUUUCGGAGUUUUUCUCUCCAGUUCUUCAGAUUUGGGUUGUAAUGGAAAGGAGAGUGAAGGCGGAGAUCUCAAGUUGGCAUUGAGGCAGAAGAAAUUGAAGGCUAAGUCCUUGAAGUGGAGAUCAAGCAACAGCGACAUGAACAGCAAGGUAGGGGCAGGGGGGUCUGAUGAAGUCUACGAUGAUGCAGUCCUCUGCUCGCUGUCUACAGCCAGCUUCAGCAGCCUGGUUAGUCGGAAAAGAGUGAGGAACCUUGGAAAGGUAGGUGAGCAGUGUGAUGCUGUCGAUCCUCCAGUUCCAAGAAAAUUAAGAUCAGCCAUAAAGAAGCAAGUCGGUCGAUUUGUUUCUGCAUCAUCUCGGCAUGUCAAAAAGAGACGUCAUCUUUCAGCUAUCAGUGCUCAAAUUUCUUUUAUCGGCCAGGAAACAAGAUUCAAUGGAAACUCGUUAUUUACAGAAGAGGAGGAGGUAAUCGCAGACGUUUUGUUGUCCCUAUCUCAAAUACCCUCUCUUAGUGAGCUCACGGCUGACAAGGCUACAGCAGAUACCUCAAACACAAAUGUUGCUUCAACUUCUUAUUCAGAAGGAGCUACUAAGGAGGGAGACGAAAUAGUCAUACUGCCAAGUGCUGCUAAAGAUUUGUCUAGCCAAGCUACCUGCAUAGAUAAAGUAGUGGGACGAACCAACAGCAUUCCAUAUGUAAAUCCAGUGCCUGGUGCUACAGAUCAAUCCAGCAGCAUAAACCCACCGUCAACAGAAAAUGAGCAAAUGCAGGGAACUGUUGUGAAUUUGCCAAGCCCGUCUAAAGACUCUUCCAAUAACAGCACGCUAAAGCAGCAGAAAGUGCAAUUUGAUGAUAGCCAAAGUUAUCCAGCACAGAAACCAGAGGCUCCUCUUUGGCUGGUAAAUUCUAAUAAAUCUGAUAUCGCACCACAUGAGAGGGAAAACGCCAAGAAUAGCAGCACACAAGAAAUUGUGCCUCUGGUCCAGACUCCACUGCCGCAUACCCCAGAUGGGUACUUAAUAAAGCCCUCUUCAAGCAAAUUAGCUGCUCACAAAAAUACUAUUUCUGAAGCCUCCAAAUUUAUUGCACCUGGAAAUCAGGGCAAGUCUUAUCUGCAGCAUUCACUGGUUAAAAAUGUCGGCUCAACAAAAGCGUGGAAGAGAAGCAUCACCCAUGUCUAUGUGAGCCAUGUGAUCCAGAUGCACAUGAACAAGGAGAAGGCACCCCAGAACCAAGUAAAACCGGAGGAAAGACCACACGACCGGUUUUCAAGGUCUCCAGACGGCUCUGCCAUGCAGAAGAACAACAACAACCCACGGGAUGAGAAGUUCUACACCGUGCACUUCGACGUCCGGGUCCCGGUUCAGCCAUCCGCUGGCUUGUGCGACAUGAGUGCUGGUCGGCAAAAGAUUGUCAGUGGUAAUUUUCUGAACUUGCCCACUUCAACGGCGUUACCGGCCACGCAGCAGCAGCAUCUUCAGUAUCUGCAUCCUCAGAUCGCACCGCGGGGGCCAAUGCCAUACCCGUUCUCGCAUCUUCCUUACAACAGAGGGAAUUUAGCACCUGCUGCAGCGCUCCAACAGAUGCCGCAGCAGUACAUGAGCAACAUGGGCUGCGCUCCGCGCCCGGGCCUUCCGGCGAGCUCGUCAGCCAUGAUGAAGCCGCUCCAUCAGCUGAUACCAACUCAGCAGCAGCAGCAGAUGUGGCAGUACCAUGUUUCUCAGUACCAGCCGAGGCCGGACGCCACGCCGCCGGCAGCGUGGUACGGCAUGCCUACGCUGCGGCCGACGAUGGCCAUGGUUCCUCCCACGGCGAUGCCGCCGCAGAUGGAGCUCUUCUGCGCGCCGUACCAGGCCGGCGGCGGCAGCCGGCAGCCACAGCAGCUCAGGCUGAUCUAGCUAGCCUUCUAGUGUCACUGUCUCAGCUAGACGCACUACUAAUCUAUACUAAAGUUUAUAUAGAACUGGGAUGCUGCUGAUGUUGAAUUCACAAAAAAAGAAAAGGAAUCCAUGCUACUGUGUUUAACUUGGCGGGAAGAUUUGUGCUAGAGAUGAACUGGGGGCUGAACUGUAAUUAACAAAAAUUGUCGUGCGCAGUUGCAUAAUACAAUGCAAAGGCUCUAUUCCAGUUUUAGCA